AUGGUAGGAUGGGCUUUGGGUAUUAAUGUUUGUCAAAGGAGUUCCUGAUUGGCUUCUACACGUCUCACAUCAUCUGUAACACUGCCCUACUUUUUGCUGUCCGGAGAGAGCGUAUGGUGACUGCCGAAUUCCAAAGCUUUAGAAAAACUGAUGUUAGUUAGUCGGCGAGAGGGGUAGCGAGCGGUGAGUUCUCAGCACGGCUGACUCGCUUGCAAUGGCGAUGUGGACUGGCCGAAAUUUACCCUCGUUUUUAGCGGCGGUUGGACUUUUCUUGGUCGCCAGUGGUCCUCACGUCGUCUCCUCUUGCCCAAGCCGCUGUUUAUGUUUUCGCACUACCGUUAGAUGUAUGCAUUUAAACUUGGAAACUGUACCUGCCGUGGCUCCUCAAACCACCAUCCUAGACCUGAGAUUCAAUAAAAUAAAAGACUUACAGCCAGGCUCUUUCAGACGACUCAAGAACCUCAACACUCUCCUUUUAAACAACAAUAACAUCAGAAGAAUCCCUAGAGGGGCCUUUGAAGAUCUGGAAAACCUGAAAUAUCUCUAUUUGUACAAGAAUGAAAUCCAGGCAAUUGACAGGCAAGCAUUUAAGGGGCUUGUCUCUCUAGAGCAACUGUAUCUGCACUUCAACAAUAUUGAGUCCUUAGAGCCUGAGUCCUUUGCUCAUCUGCCCAAGCUUGAACGCCUAUUUUUGCACAACAACAGAAUCACCCAACUCGCGCCGGGAACCUUUUCCCAUCUGCAGUCCAUGAAGAGGCUGCGUCUGGACUCAAACACACUAAACUGUGAUUGUGAGCUGCUGUGGCUGGCUGACCUGCUGAAGCAGUAUGCGGAGUCAGGGAAUGCCCAGGCAGCCGCCACCUGUGACUAUCCCAGCAGACUGCAGGGCCGCUCCGUGGCCACACUGACCGCUGAGGAGCUCCACUGUGAGGUCCCCAGAAUCACCUCGGAGCCCCGGGACGUGGACGUGACCUCAGGGAACACGGUGUACUUCACCUGUCGCGCAGAGGGCAACCCCAAGCCUCAGAUCAUCUGGCUGAGAAACAACAAUGCACUGAACAUGCGUGACGACGCACGCCUUAACCUGCUGGAGGACGGCACACUGAUGAUCCAGGACACGCGCGAGACUGACCAGGGCGUCUACCAGUGCAUGGCCAAGAACGUGGCCGGAGAGGUGAAGACGUCAGAGGUCACCCUGCGCUACUAUGGCACACCAUCACGGCCCAGCUUCGUGAUCCAGCCGCAAAACACAGAGGUGCUUGUGGGUGAGAGUGUGACCCUGGAGUGCAGCGCCACCGGCCAGCCCCACCCCCGUGUCUCCUGGACCCGUGGCGACCGCACGGCCCUGCCCACCGACGACCGCGUCAACAUCACCCCCUCCGGGGGCCUUUACAUCCAGAACGUCAACCAGGCCGACAGCGGCCAGUACACCUGCUUCGCCAGCAACGAAGUGGACACCAUCCAGGCCACCGCCUUCAUCAUAGUGCAGGCUGUCCCCCAGUUCACUGUGACCCCGCAGGACCAGACAGUUCUGGAUGGCCAUACCGUGGAUUUCACCUGUGAGGCCAGUGGAUACCCACAACCCGUCAUAGCCUGGACCCGUGGAGGAAGCCCGCUGCCAAAUGAUAGGCGGCAUGUGGUGCUCUCCACGGGCACCCUCCGUAUUUCUCGCGUGGCACCUCACGACCAGGGCCAGUAUGAGUGCCAGGCCAUCAAUCCCGUAGGCACCGUGACCACACCCGUUCAGCUCAACAUCCAGCAAAGAGUAACGCCUGUUUUCACAAAUGCUCCAAGGGAUGCAACGGUGGAGUCUGGCACGGAUGUCCAGAUUCCCUGCAGUGCUCAGGGAGAGCCCGUGCCCGUCAUCACCUGGAACAAGGAUGGGGUCCAGAUAACAGAGAGCGGUAAAUUCCACAUUAACCCCGAGGGAUACCUGGGGGUCAGUGAUGUUGGACCCGCAGAUGGGGGACGCUAUGAGUGUGUCGCUCGGAACUCCAUCGGGUUCUCCUCCAGCAGUAUGGUUCUAACGGUCCAGGUGCCCCAGGUAAGCCGAGAAGGGGAUCCAUUUGUGGACCAGUCCAUUGAGGAGGCCAUCCGUAGUGUCAACAGUGCCAUUGACUCCACCAGGAGACAUCUGUUUGACGGCUCCCCACGAACACCAGGAGAAUUGUUGGCCCUCUUCCGAUACCCGAGGGACCCCUACACGGUGGAGCAGGCGAGGGCAGGGGAGAUCUUUGAGCAGACUCUACUUCUCAUCCAGCGACAUGUCAAUCAAGGGCUGACGGUCGACACAAAUGGAACAGCCUUCCGUUAUAAUGACCUAGUGUCUCCACGCUUCUUGGAAAUGAUUGCCAACCUUUCGGGAUGCACAGCGCACCGGCGAUUCAACAACUGCUCUGAUAUCUGCUUCCACCAGAAGUACCGCAGCCACGACGGCACGUGCAACAACCUGCAGCAUCCUAUGUGGGGCGCCUCCCUGACUGCCUUCGAGCGUCUCCUCAAGCCUGUGUACGACAACGGCUUCAACCUCCCGCGCGGCGUCAACGAGAGGCGGCACAACAGCUUCCCACUGCCCUUGCCACGCCUGGUCUCCACCACCAUGAUCGGUUCAGAGACCAUCACACCGGAUGACCGCUACACACACAUGCUGAUGCAGUGGGGCCAGUUCCUGGACCACGACCUGGACUCCACGGUGUCGGCCCUCAGUCAGUCACGCUUCUCAGACGGCCAGCUGUGCGCCCAGGUGUGCACUAAUGACGCUCCCUGCUUCCCCAUCAUAUUCCCGCCCAACGACCCGCGGCAGCUGCGGAGCGGCGCGCGCUGCAUGUUCUUCGUGCGCUCAAGCCCGGUGUGCGGCAGCGGCAUGACCUCUCUGCUCAUGAACUCCGUGUUCCCCCGCGAGCAGAUCAACCAGCUCACCUCCUUCAUCGACGCCUCCAACGUCUACGGUAGCUCACACCACGAGGCCGAGGAGGUCCGGGACUUGGCGAGCCACCGGGGUCUCCUCCGGCAGGGCAUCGUGCAGCGCUCGGGCAAGCCCCUGCUGCCCUUCGCCGCCGGGCCGCCCACCGAAUGCAUGCGGGACGAGAACGAGAGCCCCAUCCCCUGCUUCCUGGCGGGUGACCACCGAGCAAACGAGCAGCUGGGGCUUACAGCCAUGCAUACAGUUUGGUUCCGCGAGCACAACCGCAUCGCAACAGAGCUGCUGCGUCUGAACCCACACUGGGAUGGGGACACCAUCUACCAUGAGGCGCGCAAGAUCGUGGGCGCCCAGAUGCAGCACAUUACUUACAGCCACUGGCUGCCAAAGAUCCUUGGUGAAGUGGGCAUGAAGUUGAUGGGCGACUACCGCAGCUAUGACCCCAAUGUGAACUCUGGAAUCCUCAAUUCCUUUGCCACCGCUGCCUUUCGCUUCGGCCACACACUGAUUAACCCCAUCCUGUACAGGCUGGAUGAGAACUUCCAGCCCAUCCCCCAGGGCCACAUCUCCCUACACAAGGCUUUCUUCUCACCUUUCCGUAUAGUCAACGAGGGGGGCAUCGACCCCCUUCUCCGCGGCCUGUUUGGGGUGGCAGGCAAGAUGCGCGUCUCAACCCAGCUGCUUAACACCGAGCUGACGGAGAGGCUCUUCUCCAUGGCUCACGCAGUGGCGCUGGAUCUGGCUGCCAUGAACAUUCAAAGGGGCCGCGAUCACGGAAUUCCCCCCUACAACGACUAUCGGGUCUACUGCAACCUCACAUCUGCACAAACCUUCGAGGACCUCAGGAACGAGAUCAGAAACCCAGCUGUGAGGGAGAAAUUGCAAAGACUCUAUGGCACUCCCUUGAACAUUGACCUGUUUCCUGCUCUGAUGGCGGAGGACCUGGUCCCUGGAAGCCGACUGGGCCCCACCCUCAUGUGCCUGCUAGCUGCCCAGUUUAAACGGCUGAGAGAUGGAGACCGGUUCUGGUAUGAGAAUCAAGGAGUUUUCACACCAGCUCAGCUCACGCAGCUGCGGCAGGCCUCCCUCACCCGGGUGCUGUGCGACAACGGAGACAACAUCACCCACAUCCAGCCGGACGUCUUCUCGGUUGCCGAGUUCCCCCACGGCUAUGGCAGCUGUGAAGACGUGCCCAAGAUCGACCUGCGUAUGUGGCAGGACUGCUGUGAAGACUGCAGGACCAAGGGUCAAUUCAAUGCUCUGUCUUUCCACUUCCGGGGUCGAAGGUCACUGAAACACAGCUAUGCUGAGGACAAACCUGGUACAGAUAGUCCCAAGGACACCAGCCCCAAUGAGAGCUUAGCAGACAACGACUCCUCUGUGCCUGUGAACGUCUCUCUCCCAGUCAAAGCAAGCACUGAACCCUCACUGAAUGACUUCCAAGACUUUGUCGUGGAUAUGCAGAAGACCAUCACAAGUUUGCGAAAACAGAUUAAACGACUUGAGGCUCGCCUGAGUAAGACAGACUGCACUGAUUCGGAUGGCAAGGACCGCAGAAACGGAGCGCGCUGGAAGAGGGACCCCUGCACCACCUGCGAAUGCAAAGAUGCCCAGGUGACAUGUUUUGUAGAGAGGUGCCCCCCAGUGGACUGCAAGAAGCCUGUGACACUGAAAGGAGCCUGUUGCCCCAUGUGCUUGAACCAGCCUUCGAGCCAUGGCCAUGGCAAACGCCACGCAUAACCUCAGGAGCCCCGCACCCUACACACAUCCCAGCGGAGAAAAAAAAAAGACAUGGAGUCAUGGCAGUGCGAUGUGACCACACCAGCAUCCCAAUUGCCUAGUUUUUUUCUAUCAUUUAAAUUUUUGAUUUUUUUUUUCAAUUGUUUAAAGAGAUUUUUUCUCAUUUUUUAUAUUUUUUGGAUAUUAACUUUGAUUGUCAGUACCCCCACCCCCAAGGCCAAUUGCCUUACUUGGGUAUGGUCAAGUCCACUGGCUUCCUGAAGUGCCGGCUUGGCAGAGACAUCUGCCUCGUUAAGGAUGGAUGUGGGACUCCACCCUUCCUCCCUCUUGGCCCUAAAAAAACAGGGACCCCAAGGGCCGGUGGGCGUGGUCCAGAGCACUGGCCACGCCCACCAGGCCUGCACAUGAGGAGGGCGGUGCACCGUGGGUGUGCAUGGAAAGGGAACUAGAUCGACCGCCGUCGGCCAUGUCGUCUCACAAGAAAAACGCGUUCUCAGGUCAGAGAUGCCGAACAAACUGGUGCUAUUGUUUUUUUUUUCUUCACAAUCACCCUUUUUUUUAAAUGAUUCAGUUAUUUGCAUCAUUCUGAAAAAUAUUGUUGUUUUUGUUUAGUUUUUCUACAGUAUGCAAAUCAACAUAUACACUCUCAUUAUGUGCCUUUUACGUAAUGUUUAUGGUGCUUUAUAUCUUAUAAUGAACAUACAUAUAUAUAUAUAUAUAUAUAUACAUAUAAAUAUAUAUAUAUAAAUUUAUACAUAUAAAUGUAUAUUUUCCCCUACGUAUCAUCUGCUUCCAUAUGAAGAUAAUGUGAAUACCUGUUUAAAAAAUUUGUAAUGCAAAAAAAAGUCUACUGAUUACCGAAUGUGUAUAUUUUCCCAACUGUUGGUUAACUAACAUCUGGUGUUUCUCUCUCUCUCUCACUCUCUCUCUCUCUCUCUCUCUCUCUCUCUCUCUCUCUUUCUCCCGAAAGUCAUAUAAACAGUUGUUUUUUUGGAACUUGGAGAGGGGGGUGGGAGUUCAUGUUGGAGAACUUGUUGUAUGUCCCCUGUGAAUUUAACUUCCAACUUAUUUUCGCUGUCCUCUGCUUGCAAGAUGUGGUUUAUGCUCCAGGUAUUUUGUUUGUGUCCUGCAUGCAGGAGAACAGACAGGCAGAAACCCCAACUUUACUUUGAAGUUGAAAAGUUUUUUGCUAUAUUUUUGUUUUGUUUUACACCACUUUUCUCCCUUGCUAUUCCACUAGACUGUCUCACCCUAAUCUACCAAUGCAGUAUUUGAAGUGUUCAGUAUUUUCCAGUUGGUCCAAAAUGACUGCUCUCUGCACACACAAACAUCCAACGUUGAAGGACCCUAACUGUUUGGUACCUCACCACAUCACAAGUCUGACCUCUCAGCUUCUCAGGCUCUCUUCUUUGUCAGCCGUUGCCUCAAAGAGACACACAUCGACACCUCAUCUAUCAGUCUUGUGGUCAGGUCCCCUCAUCAACAGCUUGACGUGGGUCACUGCGGUUUCCUUGAACGUAUCUCCAAGCCUUGCCUCUACCAACACCCCAGCCCCCAACCCCCAACAGUAAAUCACCAUCACCACCACAGCUAUUGUCUUCGACCACAUUGUGCCUGCAGAAAGGCAGAUUAUGGAGGACAUGGUGGAUGUUUAAGGACUUUUAUAAGGCUCUCUCUCUCCUUCUCCCUACCUCUGUCCAGCUGUCUCUCUUACGUGUCUCCUUCCCCAGCGAUCACACUCAUACUGUCACUGGCAGAAACGGCUACUCGUGCGAAGCGUGGAGACACCUGGCUCUCAUCGCCAGCCUCAGCCUGGGACGUGCGAGAGUGAGGGCUGACGUCACUCUACUGAGUGCCACACUCACUCCGCACCUCCAUGAACCUCCCCGUUCCAUUGUAAUGAAAACCAUAUGCAGGAGAGAGAGAGAGAGAGAGAGAGAGAGAGAGGGAGAGGGAGGGAGAGAAGGAUAGAGGGAGAGAGAGAGGAGCAAAAGGAGGGACCAGGGAGAGAAGUAGAUUAAGACAAGAUGUCCAUCGUCCCCUCCUUGGCUCACAUUUCUUCUAGGCGCUCACAGUGGUGAGUCAUCACCCCAGACAAUGAAUGGGUGAAGUCACGAGGGAGGUUUAGAAUCAAGGCACAUAUACGUGCUGUUAGCACCACUCUUCAAACAGGCAUACAAAUAGGAAGACUUUGAGCAGUUCAGUGGUUCGAUACCGUUUGUAAUAAUCACAGCAUUGAUCAUGACACUCGGACAUGGGAGUUGGGGAAGGUAGGGGGAGUAUUCCUGCCCCAAUAUUGAAGUGUUUUAAAAAUGACCCCUUCAACAGAUGGAUUAAUUUAUGUCAGUCUUUUAGAUGGUGCAAAUGAGUCUACUACAACUACACUCCUCUACACAACUGUUCCAUCACUAGCUUGUCUCUGUUAUCAUUUUUGUUUCUCAAGGCUCCCAAUGUGAUUCAUUUUACUGUUUUUUACUCUGUGCCUGUGGGACAUCCCUGGGUCGGUUUCCAUGGAGGCCUCAGAGAGGAUGCCGUGGGAGGGGGGAGAUCGGUGGCUUCCUCACGCAGGAGCAUCUGUGUUUGGUUGCCACGGUAAGACAAUAGGGCGCAUAACAUCCGGUAGACCUGCUGUGACAACAAGAACAACAACAUCCACCCAAGGGACCAUUGCUGACUGGUUUUGCUGAGCAGUUAGGCAGAUCGCUAUCGCUCACUCUCGGCCCACUUCUCUUACCUUUCAUAUGUGUACCAUCUUCUCACGUUUCAGCCGUGACGUUCCGGCCAACUUACCUUUGAACAUGUUCCGUUUCAGAGGAGUUCUCUCUUCACCUCAUAUCAGAGGGGCUCCCUCUCUGUCUCCCCUUCUCCACACCCUUUGCCACUGUUCAUUCACACACAGCAUUUUAUCUAGUUUUUUAAUUUUUUUAUUUGUUGUCUACCCUUUGACCAGACCUCUGCCCACUUUAAAUGGAAUGCACUGCUCUGUAAGUCUGAUCAUGCUUUUACCCAGUAAGUGGUCAAAGUGGAUACCUAUCUGACAUUAUGUAUUGUAUGUUUGCCAAAGAAUCAUUUGCACUGUAAUGUAUGCCUCUCAACAGUAAUAAAAAUAGGCCACAUUUGAAAUAAA
Molecule: messenger RNA, 7787 nt
Organism: Clupea harengus (Atlantic herring)
Lineage: Eukaryota; Metazoa; Chordata; Actinopteri; Clupeiformes; Clupeidae
Gene: pxdn
Product: peroxidasin
Biological process (GO): response to oxidative stress
Molecular function (GO): protein binding; heme binding; peroxidase activity
Source: RefSeq, a predicted model, not a curated record